GGUCGUGAAGGGUGAUGUAGUAUGUUUGCGUGGAAUUUCUUGUGGGGAUUCGAGCUAGCUGUGGUGUGGAUGGUUGAGAUGUGACAUGCGGGGUUUCCAGUGAGGGAAAUGGUGGUGGUGAUGAAUGGCCGUAGGGAGAGUGAUAUAAGUGGUUAAGAUUUUUGGCGCAUUGGAGGUUUGAUUAGGUGUGUUGUAGGAGGAGUUGCGGUGGCUGUGGUUUGGAACGAGUUUGGACGCUAGGUUUCCCGUGUGUUGAAUGAUUGUGUUUGCAUCUGAUGGUUGUGGAACUCUCUCCCGGCCGUGUGGUUGGCGGCUAUUUGAGAUUCUCUGCUUGUCUUGUAGCGCUUUGUUGCGCUUUGGAGCUAGUUUCUUGGGCGUUUCAGGUUUUCCUGGCAAGUGCACGGAUUUCUCUGCGUUGUAGUCUGCAUCUGACCCCGUUGUGUGGUCGAAUUCCGGGUUUGAGAUGAAACAUUUUCGGAUAACAUUGACACGUUUUUGAGUUGUGGCUAAUGGCGUGAAGGGAUUACAUGUGGACUCUCGCUGUUGGCGUCCUUCGAACAGAUGUAGUUAGUUUAGGGAGUUACUAGUUUUCCUUGCAUUGCUUGACAGGUAAAGCUCUUGUUGUCAGGCGUUCUCCAUGGUUGCUGCCGCAUUUGAAUCAUUGAAGUCGGAAUUUGGACGAAGUACAUCAGGGCGGCUGGACGCUGUCAUUCUUCGUAGAUCUACGCCUAUGCGGUUGAAUACUGUGGGAAGAGUUGGGGAAGAGAUCUCUUGACAGGUUGCACAUGAAUGCCGCUGGUUCAGAGAUGCUAGGUGUUAUGGUAGCAGGCUCUACGGUACCUGGCAUGACCUCAGUCUCUGUCUCAGAAGAAGGUUCCAAAAAAAUACGAAAACCUUACACCAUCACUAAGUCGAGGGAAAGCUGGACUGAGCAGGAACACGAUAAAUUUCUCGAUGCGCUGCAACUGUUCGAUCGUGAUUGGAAAAAAAUUGAAGCUUUUGUGGGGUCCAAGACAGUCAUCCAGAUCCGAAGCCAUGCACAAAAAUAUUUUCUGAAAGUUCAGAAAAACAGAACUGGCGAGCAUGUUCCUCCACCACGUCCGAAACGCAAGUCCGCUCAACCAUACCCGCAGAAGGCAUCAAAAUGUGUACCAGCUCAACUGCAGGUUUCGGAUGGAUUAAGAACUCAUUCUGGACAGACAGAGUCCAGCCAUGGUACAUGUUCUCGAAUACCUUCCAUGUCCCCUGCAAGCCCGUCUGUCUCAGCCUGGGUUCAACAAUCAGUCUCUCCUAACACGAGUAUUUCUUAUGAUGCCCCUGGCACCAAACCAGAAGUUGGAGGCGUAAGUUUGACUUCUGUGCGCGCUUCGAGUAACAGCAUCAGUGGUAGUUCCCCAGGAGGUUGGCCACAUGUCGUGUCUGCAAGUCCACUAGCACCUGAUUCCUGUAUACGAGCUGCGCCUGAUUUUGCGGAGGUUUACAAGUUUAUUGGCAGCGUGUUUGACCCAAUUGUUUCUGGUCAUCUUCGAACGCUCAAGGAAAUGGCUGCCAUUGAUCGCGAAACGGUUUUACUUUUAAUGCGUAACCUCUCCAUUAACCUGUCCAGCCCCGACUUCGAUGAACAUAAAUUAUUUAUGCCAGUAAUUGAUAAGAAUGUAAUAAGAGAAAAACCCUCUGAGGCAGAGGACUCGACAAGUAUUCCAGGCGCUGUUCCUCAACCUUGUUCGCAGGAUGCAGGUGAAGCAACCACGUGCGUAUCUGGUCAAGGAGGAACGCCUGCACCCUCUACACCCUUGCUCGUUGGUCCAAGAAGUGGAGACUCGGAUCACAGUCAACAAAAAGCAUCGUUGUUGCAAACAUUCGCAGACAACACUACUGAUGCUGAGACACCUCGAAGGCACUCAUAUGAUGGAGGCGGAACAAUGUCAGCUUCGUAUACUAGCUGUUGUGUGUCUCCUGCUUCACCUGGAAUCCUUGAACCUGGAUCAACAGGAUUGCCCACUUCUACAGCACUGCAACCGCAGAGCCCGGUUUUGACAUCAGAACCGGAAAGUGUGUACUCGUUACCUAGAUUACCCAGCUUACCGAGUUUGCCAAGCUUGCCUAGCCUGCCUAGUCUGCCUGCAGGCUUAGUUGGAGAUGGGAUCGGUGUAGAUAAUUGGUGGACUUGAAGGAAGUCUUGGCUUUUUGAUCGAAAUGUGUAAGAACUACAGAGUCACAUGGUUCAAUUUUUGGGUCCACUGUGCAUACGAUGUGGCUUCUGUCACAUGUGAACGAGGUUCCUGGCCUUGCGGGAGGUUUCCAUUCUGCAGGGUGCUGAACAGGCCAAUGGGAUUCCUCUCACGAAUGUGGAGAGUGUAAUAGAUUGCGGUUAUAUUUUGUUUGUUUUUUUUUUGUUUUUUGUCGCUUUCUUCGGUGUUUGUGAGAACGUUUGACCUUCGCAUUUCUUAGAAUCUGGCGUGUACAUUUUUAGGAAUCUCUCAUUUAUGAAUUCACCACAUUCUAUUUUUAGGAGAUUCACAGCUAUCUGAUCACUUUUGUGUAUCAGUCCAGAGGCAGUUGACGAGGUUAAGAUUAUCCUUCUUUAAAUAUAAGGAUCUAGGUUAGUUUUUGGCGAUACUACAUAAAAAAUUAUUCAAAGGUCUUGUAAGAGACUUGUACCUGCAUUAUUCGCAAUCAGGCUUGGUCUGUUCAACACAGGAAUAGAUGUACAGAUAGUUAACUAUGAGUUUCAUGUUAA
This is a messenger RNA of Physcomitrium patens, 2740 nucleotides long. The record is from RefSeq and is a predicted model, not a curated record. NCBI's taxonomy places the organism in Eukaryota, Viridiplantae, Streptophyta, Bryopsida, Funariales, Funariaceae.